GGGGGGGGGCGGUUUUCGUUUCCCCCCCACACCCCGCCGCCGCGCUCUCUUACUCCUUGUUGCGUGUUUUUUUUUUGCCACGUUCUCGGCGCCCACGUCGCGCGUAGGUCUUUUCAAGGCGGUGAGAUGGCAGAAGGCGCCCCUUUUGACGCCCCCCGCCCCGCGGCGGAGGGGGCGCGCGGGCUCGAGGCGACGCAGGGAGAGACGCUUAAUCGCCUCACGGCGUUGCGGCGGGAGCUCGAGGCGCUCGAGCAGCGGUCCGCCGCGCUCCACGCAGAGUGCGAGCGCCUGGCGCCGCGGCGCGUCGUCGCGGCCGUUGGGUCCGCGCUAGCCCGGCUGGAGGCGCGCGUAGCGGACUGCCGGCGCCGCGCCGGCUCGCUAAGAGAAGGCGGCCGGGGUGCUGCCUAG
Trypanosoma conorhini is the source of this 408-nucleotide messenger RNA. RefSeq lists its product as uncharacterized. The transcript has a single exon. NCBI's taxonomy places the organism in Eukaryota, Euglenozoa, Kinetoplastea, Trypanosomatida, Trypanosomatidae. The record is from RefSeq and is a predicted model, not a curated record. The annotation marks the transcript as partial.